Molecule: messenger RNA, 1950 nt
Organism: Aplosporella prunicola CBS 121167
Lineage: Eukaryota; Fungi; Ascomycota; Dothideomycetes; Botryosphaeriales; Aplosporellaceae
Exons: 1
Coding region: 403-1464 (353 amino acids)
Molecular function (GO): mRNA binding
Source: RefSeq, a predicted model, not a curated record
GGUCCAGCUCAACAGCGUCAAAGUCGCAAACGGCCCGAGCCAAGAAGGCCCACGCACCUGCCCGCCUUGCCUUGCCGCCGACACGUCCAGACACCAUCACGCCUGCACUACACCAUGACUGCUUCGUCAGCAUUACUGCGGUAAGCUGGUAAUCACGCACAGCUAGGUAUUGCUUGCUCUUCCCUCACCUCUCCCACGCGCGCCCUGCAACCCCCGUGUGCGCUGGGCACGUCAAAACUAGAACUUGGUACCACCUACGUAUCUCGACACACAGACAGCUCUCUGCUACCGCCCUGCCCGCAGAGCACGGCCCGCGUCGCUUGUUGCAUCAGCCUAGCAAGCCUAACGUUUUGCUACCGGCAUCGGACAAGAGCCCGUAAGUCAGUCUUUGACGCAGUCAUCAUGUCCUAUCCUCCGCCGCCAGGUUACAAGUCCAAACCUCCGACGCCUCAACCUCACACUUCGCUCCUUACCCGUCCACCACCUCCGGCGCAACCCCCGGCGUUCAAACCGCGAUCGGUAGCCAGGGCAUCGAGUCAGGCAUGGCAACCGCAGCACGCGACUAUCUCCGCUGGACCACAACCUCCAGCAUACCCACUCGCUCAGACUAGCUACUUAGGCGCUGUGUACCCGGCGACGGCCUAUCAGCAAACUUCAUACUACCCGCAACUCAGCAACGACCUGUACGCGAACUCACAUCGGAUCCGGAAUCCCUUCCCAGUACCUGGACAAACGCAAGGUAGAGGUCAUGAUUCUAACAGCGCCUACGACCCAGCGCACAGAGCGCAAAUAGCGCAAUGGCAGAGCGCAUAUGUUAACAAAGAUGAUACGAAUGCGAGAGCUGCUCGUAAUGCUCGUGUUGACGCUGGAAACGCAAAUAACACACCUCUAGGAGUAGUAGCUAAAUCGAACGUAUCCACGCCCAUUAGCAACGCUGAAAUGCAUUCGGCGGCCAAUUCUAACACUGGAGUAGCGGCUGUUGUUGCCGGUACAGACGGGAAGCAAAAAACAGUGGUGAGAAGUGGUGGAGGGCAGACUUGGCAAGAUCCGAGUUUGCUUGAAUGGGAUCCCACCCAUUUCCGCUUGUUCGUCGGAAACUUAGCUGGGGAAGUUACUGACGAAAUGCUACACAAAGCCUUUUCGCGUUUCCCGUCAAUCCAGAAGGCACGGGUAGUUAGAGAAAAGCACACAACUAAGAGUAGGGGAUACGGCUUUGUGAGCUUCAGCACUGGCGACGACUACUUCCAGGCCGCGAGAGAGAUGCACGGCAAAUACAUCGGCAGCCACCCAAUCAAGGUUGAGCGUAGCACUACUGAAAUCAAGGCGGUAACAUCUCAUGAUAAGCGGAAAAACAAAAACAACAAGAGCGGCAAGGGAGCAAAUGGCGGUGAUCAUGCCAACACUGGAGCCGGCGUACAGAAGAAGCCAAACAGGAAGAAGCGGGGUUUGAAGAUUUUAGGCUGAGGUCUACGAAAGAGUGUUCAAGCAGACAUCCGACACCCUCGCUGGACCCGCGGGGUUGAUUUGAAAGCGUAGGUCAAUGAGCGGCGUGCAAUAUCGCGUCGACAAGCUUAAGUACACUGUCUUUUCGGUCAAUUGCUUCGGAGAGCUUUGGAAAGGUCACGGAAUCACUGGAAAAUCAAAAAGCAAAUUGGUGGCUUUCGGGCAUGAACAGUAUGGUGGCAGCACUUACGCGCUUUCUGUGCUUCAGCGAUCGCCGGCUAAGGGGUUACCAUCCGUCCACCAACAACGCUCCAUUCGCUCUACACAUCACACACGAUCUCUCACAAGCACUCUCACGAAGUCUUUUCAGGUUUCUGCGACACGGUUUACGACUCUUUCUAUUGAUUUUUAUUCUUCUUUGAUACCCAGUCCGCCUACUCAUGCUUUUCACUGGAGUAAAGGACGGGACUGCUUUUAUUGCGAACUGCGGAAGUGUGAACUCACCGG